GACAAAUCAGAAAGGGGGGCGAAGAGCGAGAGGAGGGAACUGCCGUGCUACAGUCAGAACAGGAAGCCCGUUGUCAGCUGAGCGAGACCGAGAAAGAGAGGGCUGGGAGGUCAUAUGGGGAAAUAAACACACGUCCUCCUCACACCAUCACACAGAUCAACAAGACCGUGGGAGUCAUGUCAACUAUUAACUGUAGCUUGAGUAAAGCCUCUCAUAUCAUAGCGUAGGAGUCCAACUGAGCCUUCCCGUCUCCUGUAGUCAGAGAGAAGACUGAGGUGAUGAGGGACACCAGACGUGUGCUGACAUCAUCUACAGUAUGACCCUGGUUAUCUGAGAACUAAAACAUACAUUGGACAUGGAUUGGACCUUUUGGAUUUCCAUUCUCCUGAUCAGCUCAGACUAUGUGUCAGGUAAAGACCUACCGAUGCCAGUCAAUCUGAUGGUGGACAUAUGGGACGGGGAGGUGACGUUGCUCUGGGACCCCCCUGAAGGGGCCCCGCCACUGGCUCAGUACCAGGUGCAGAUGGCCAGGUAUGUCAAUAAUAAUUGGACCAACGUGACCAGCUGUGACAGGACCGAGCUGACAUAUUGUGACCUGUCCUACCUUAUCGAUGACUUCUUCAUGAUCUACAAGGUCCGGGUUCGACUGGUCACUGAGAACAGCAUCUCUGCAUGGUCACAGCCGAAGAAGUUCAACCUCAGAGAAAGUAAACUGCAGCAUCCCUCCAGUACGCUGUUGGCCACCUCCAGUUCAGUAACAGUCCUUGUUCACAGGAAGCCAUUAUUAAAAAAGAUCUUCCCAUUUGGCCUGACUUACACUAUCUACCUACAGGGAAAAGGGCAGGGCCACAAGACCGUCAUCCGGCAUUUGAAGGAUGAAGAUGACGAGGAUAAGCCGGAGGUUCGGUUUACGUCUCUUGACUGGGGACAGGAGUACUGUGUCAGCCUCAAAGUCGCAGGCAAUGGAGGAGAAUUCACCAGUGAGCUCUCCCCUGAACAGUGCCUCCUUCUGCCGGAGCAAGAGUGGUAUAUCCUUGCUGUGGUGUCCUUCUCCAUCCUAAGUGUGAUGGGGGUCCUGGUCAUCCUGUCCCUUUGCCUUUGCUACUUCCUGAUGCGCCCUGAGAAAAUGCCUGUUGCACUGAAAUCCCCAGGCAGCGGCUGGCAGCCUCUCUGUGUGGGAGUUGACCCAGUGGAGAUCGUCACAGACAAAGGCUGGUUCAUGAACACCGCAAGAACUGAUGCCAUGGUCUGGUUGGCUGACGAGAGGACAACUACAGCAGGCAAGGGAGAGCUGGAAGAAGGAGAGGACAGAAGAGCGGGUCUGGACAGUGGGGCUUGCACUCAAUCACACAUUUCUGGGAAUGGAAAGGGAGGAAGUCCGGCAAAGCAAGAAGACAGUGGCUGUGGAAGCCUGGGAGCACCAGAGAGUGCCAUCAGCAGCAGUAGUGGAACUGGAGAGCCGCUCCUGCUGGAUGGGACGAUGAACACAGACAUCAACCUGAAAGAGGACAGUGGGGUGGGGCUGGGCUGCCAGUUAGGGUGUGCUGGUAGUCUACAGGGGGAGGACUGUGGAAUCUUGCCUGAGAUGGAAAUGGUCACAGAGGAUGGCUACCGGAGCCAGAGUCCCUCUUCGGUGGACACCCAUGUUUUUGAGACAGAGCAGAGAUUUCAACAAAUCUCAUGCGAAACAGUUAUGGCUGAUCCUGUUGUGGGAUACAAGUCUGGUCACAUAGCAUGCGUUUGUUUAGGGACAAGCCAAUGUGUUUGGUGCCAGACAAGAAGACACAAUGAGGGGAGCGUCGACGGACAGUCUGUAGCCCUGUUUAGUUUGACAGAGGAGCAGCUAGGCUGCAGCAAUCUCACAGGUGACAUAUGCGAGAUGGAAUCUACAAGCUCUAGCUAUAAAAAGACCAAUCUCCAAGUAGACACAGUGGUAAACUUGGAGGACUCAGUAACCUUUUCCUACCUGCCUACAUGCAUAGGGGAAUCGUUCCCGCUCCUGGCGGCUUUAUCAGAGUUGCCCCUAGUGGAGGGAGGGCUGAACUGCAGCGUGAACACUUGGCUUCCUUCUCUGGGUGAUUUGGAAGUGACAUUUGAUUGACAAGGUCCACAAACUGAGGACACUGUGUGACACACAGAAGGGUUUGUUUAGCACUCUAGACUGUGGGGAGUCAUGCAAUAUGUCCACAAACCCUUUUUAUGCUAUUUCAAGUAAACUCUCCUUUUCCUAAUGUCAUGACUGUCCUGAUCAGGUCAGGUUACAGGAGACCACACCCCUCCAGCUUAUCUCUCAACCCCAACAGAUGAGGAGAGAUCUAGGGGUCUGAAGAUGUGGGGGUUUUCUGACCCCUCACACCCAUGGUAAUUCUGAGGCCACAGAAAACCUUCCCUCUCACUAUGGAGAACCAGCCUCAGAACAUUAAACAUGCAAUAAAGGGACUUUGGAACAAUGGUUUCCGUCAACUACAAUGGUGGUCAUGACGAUAGAUGGAAUAUGAAAAUGUAUGUCAUUUUUGUUUUGUUAUUAAAGAUUAAUAGAUGACGUUAUUAUGAAAACAUUGUAACGUUAAGAGUUUUCCUCGUAUAUGCUUGAUGUUUAUACAUUGUACGUUGUGUGGAAAAUGUCCAAAUCAAAGAGAAUGUUUCGGUAGAGAUGAAAUGUGAAGUUAGAUGUCUAAAAUUGGAUUUGAGUAAAAUCUAGACCUUGCCCCUCAAACUUGGUACGCCCAGAGAAUUGCCCUGAAUGCGGUAACGCCCACUUCUGACCCGAGGGUAUAAAACCUGUGAGUGCAGAAUUAACAUACAUGACUAAGUGACCCGAGUUGCAGCCAAAGGUCUAAAAGGUCAACGAACCCAAAACGCAACAAGGUGAAGACAAAGAAAUAUUUUUCUACCCAAGCUACGGAUGAGUAGCGUGUCUAAGCGGGUGUAUUCAAGCCGAACCACCUAGCCUCCACUCCCCAUCGAAUCGUUGUAUCUACACUCUUUCAUCUUUACGCUGUGAGCUCUGAGCUACAGAGCUAUCUGUCCUCCGAAGACCCCUUCCAGAGCGAGGACAAAGGAACAGGCCAGUAAAGCCAAAGGACACGGACAUCGUGAGGACACCUAGAGAGGUGCGCAGGAGAAGUGCGUCAUUGAGCAGCUUGAACGGUCCACGCGGGAAAAUCCACGGAGACCUUCCACAAGUAAUUACAUCAUUAUAUUCUGACUCAUAACAGCGGCAGUUUGGGGCAAGGCUAGGGUUAGAAUGAGCAUAGCUGACAAUUUCACCCAAAUGUAUAUUCCUCUUGUGUACUUUCUCUCUCUUUUAAAUCCCCAUUUUGGGUAACACGCGCCCUAGUGUGUUGGCCCGUUAUACUAAGUUCUAAUCAAUAGCCUAGAAUGCGUUUUUGUGUAUGUGUAUCUUUUAUCAUCAUUUUAGCUUUUUAGUAAAUAAACAUUCAACUAAGAUUGGUGUGGGGCGAAUUCAUUAGUGAGACCCGGGUCCGUGCAGAAUCCCGGGCUAUACGACGUUCAGAACGAGACUGUUAGAGGCAACUGGUUUAAUUAGCGGCUGUGGUAAAAUCGAUAUUCUGAUCUUCUUUGAGUUAAUUUGGGAAAUAGAAACUCAAUAAAAACUAGUUUUCCCAGGUUAAUGAGUUAAUAAUUGCUUGAUUCAGUUAAUCACGUAAUUAGAAACUUGUAAUCAUUCGAUGAGCAACAGUCGCCACAUUAACUAAUACAACGUCACGACACUAACUGUAAAGAUCAGCAAUCUUAAUUCUAUUUGUGGCUAUUUAAAUAUUUUUGGAGCCUUUUGGCAUGGGUCCUCAGAUCCUCAAAAAGUUCUACAGCUGCACCAUCGAGAGCAUCCUGACUGGUUGCAUAACCGCCUGGUAUGGAAACUGCUCGGCCUCCGACCGCAAGGCACUACAGAGGGUAGAGCGUAUGGCCCAGUACAUCACUGGGGCCAAGCUUCCUGCCAACCAGGACCUCUAUACGAGGCGGUGUCAGAGGAAGGCCCAAAACAUUGCCAAAGACUCCAGCCACCUUAGUCAUUGACUGUUCUCUCUGCUACCUCUACCUACAUGUGCAUAUUACCUUAACUACCCAGACUAACCGGUACCCCCUGUAUUUAGCCUCGAUACUGUUAUUUUAAUGUUGCUCCUUAAUUAUCUUUUAUUUGUAUACUUUUUCUUUGUACACUUUCUUAAUAACACUUUUUUCUUAAAACUGCAUUGUUGGAUAAGGGCUUGUCAGUAAGCAUUUCACUGUAAGGUCUACCUACACCUGUUGUAUUCGGUGCAUGUGACAAAUAAAAUGUUAUUUUAUUUG
Salvelinus fontinalis (brook trout) is the source of this 4314-nucleotide messenger RNA. Its product is annotated as interleukin-10 receptor subunit alpha-like. The transcript is spliced from 7 exons. The record is from RefSeq and is a predicted model, not a curated record. The coding region runs from base 356 to 2101 and encodes 581 amino acids. Gene Ontology annotation, molecular function: protein binding. NCBI's taxonomy places the organism in Eukaryota, Metazoa, Chordata, Actinopteri, Salmoniformes, Salmonidae.